This is a messenger RNA of Schizophyllum commune H4-8, 543 nucleotides long. RefSeq names its product rhomboid-domain-containing protein. Lineage: Eukaryota; Fungi; Basidiomycota; Agaricomycetes; Agaricales; Schizophyllaceae. The record is from RefSeq and is a predicted model, not a curated record. Gene Ontology annotation, cellular component: membrane. The coding region runs from base 1 to 543 and encodes 180 amino acids. The transcript has 5 exons. Gene Ontology annotation, molecular function: serine-type endopeptidase activity.
AUGUUAGUGACUGAGCGAAGGAAACAGAGAAGCGGCGACCCGAGCCUGCUGGCGUCGAUGUACAGGAAUUGGACGGGCUCUUGGGAGAACCUGAAGGCGGGGAGAGUAUGGACUCUCGUCACAUCCGCAUUCUCGCACUCCGAGAUGGGACACCUCUUCAUGAACAUGUUCACCUUCUACUUUAUGGGCAGCGCGGUGGCGCAGAUGCUGGGCCCGAAGCAUUUCUUGACGCUGUACCUGUUUAGCGCCGUCACCUCAUGCCUCGGCUCCAUCGCCUGGGAAUCCUACGUCGGCCGCAACAGUCGCGGCUUGGGUGCUAGCGGCGCCAUCGACGCCGUCCUCGGCUUCCUCGCCUGCGCCGCCCCGCGCAUGACCUUCAUGAUCUACGGCAUCAUCCCGGUCCCCGCCUGGCUUGCCGUGGGCGGGUUCUUCGCGUACGACGUGUAUGGGACGGCUAUGGAUAAUCGCCCCGGAGUUGGCACGGCGGCGCAUGUUACGGGGAUAUUGACUGGGAUCGCGUGGUACUUGGUCCUGUUUGCGUAG